Messenger RNA from Scylla paramamosain (green mud crab), 4645 nucleotides. RefSeq names its product breast cancer anti-estrogen resistance protein 3 homolog. Gene Ontology annotation, molecular function: guanyl-nucleotide exchange factor activity; phosphotyrosine residue binding. Gene Ontology annotation, biological process: small GTPase-mediated signal transduction; positive regulation of peptidyl-serine phosphorylation. Bases 758 to 3538 code for a protein of 926 amino acids. NCBI's taxonomy places the organism in Eukaryota, Metazoa, Arthropoda, Malacostraca, Decapoda, Portunidae. The record is from RefSeq and is a predicted model, not a curated record. The transcript has 15 exons.
AGCUUAAGUGUUGACGUAGAGAUAGAUAAAAGUGUUGUGGAAAAGCGACAUAGUUUGCAAGCAGUGUUUGAUUAAGUAUUCUGGUGAGAGUAGGAGUAAGAGUGUUGUGUGUUGCGGUGUGCGUCUCAAGUGAGGCUUGGAUGUCUUAAACUGAUCAGAACAGCGAAUGCGACCAAUGGACAGAAUCGUAUAGGUAGUGGUGGGGAUAUUAAGAGCAGUAGUGAUGAGUGCUGCAGUGUGUGAGUGUGUACGUGGCUUAAGUGUGGCUCUGAUUAAAUUGAUCAGAAAAGCGAGUGGAGCUGAGGAGCAAAAUAACAUAAAAUAUUGCCUUCAUUCGUUAUCCCCAUCGGAAAGAGGUGACGGUGAACAAAGUAAUAUAGAACAUUUCCUUUCACAUUUAACUGUCAGACGCAAACCUAAGUGAAAUAAAUAGAAAGGUCAGCUGAAAGAAUUGGGAAGGAUUCGUUAUUAUAAUUUUUUUGUUUUAUACUGUCGUAGAGUUUUUACGUGAAAGACAUUGAGGUUCUUAAAUUGUCGUAUUCGCCAGGCUGACGUCAGUUCCGAGUGAGAUAAGCACAGGAAGGUGUGUUUACGACCUUUUCCUGCUAUUUCCGACCUGAAGAACUGCAACACGACCAGGAAAGUGAGUUAAGAUUCCGUGAAGGUAAAACUGAGAGGUGGAAAUAACAGCACACUGACUGGACACGGACUUAAAAGUGACGUAAGACUGGACAAGUGGCCUUCAAGUUGCAUCACAAUGGAUCAUAUCUUCAAGUUUGACAAAGGAGGGUCGCUGAUAUCCACCCUUCGUCGAGGGGCGUCGCUGCGCAGGAUGUCGUGGCUGCCCCGGCGACCCCACCUGGAGUGCAAGGCGUGGCUCUCCUCCCUUGACCUGCGCCAGUACGCUGAGUGCUUUGCAAAGUUCGACGGCGUAGAGGAUGUCUUGUACUACGACGAGGCGGCGGUGAAGGCGCUGGGGGUGAGGAAUUCUGCUCACCGGGUCAAGAUAAUGUCCUCGCUGCAGGGCCUCAAACAGAAGUGGGAGAAGAACCACAAACUCAAGAGCGUCGACCCAAAUCCUCGCAGGAGUUACGUGGACGACCGCCACCGGAAUCGCCCCCUGCCGGAUCCUCACGAGGGCUGCACCGAGGUUGUCCUGCGAUCUGGAGAGAACAGCAUCAACAGGAGGGAUGCCAAGAAGCGCGAGGCUGCCCUGCUGAGUCCCUCCUCCGUCAUCAAGAUGUCGUUGGAGCUUGAGAAGGAGGCGGCCAGCCAGGCGGCCGAGGCGGGGGAGCUGAAGAGGCUGCUGGAAUGGGAGCUGAGUCAGGACGCGAGUGAGCUGAGCAGCCACGCCUGGUACCACGGCACCAUACCCCGCGCCCGCGCCGAGGAGGUGGUGCUCAGGAACGGCGCCUUCCUCAUCAGGGACUGCAUCUCCCAACCCGGUGACUUCGUCCUCACGUGCCAUUGGUCAGGCCAGACGCUGCACUUCGUCAUCCAGAAGACGGUGGUGCAGCCCAACACUGUGUACGAGAGGAUUCAGUACCAGCUGGAGGACGACGCCUACGACUCCAUUCCGGACUUGGUGAGGGCUUACGUGGGCGGCAAGAAGCCUAUCACCGUGUCCUCCGGCGCCCGUAUCUCCACGCCCGUCAACCGCACGCUGCCGCUCAGCUUUUACGCGUCCAAGUAUGCGGUGCAGACAGCGCACACCUUCACCCACGGCACCCUCAGCCGCCCCGUCACGCGAGGCGGAGACCCCGCCCCUGGCACCACCAGCCUGCUGAGGCAUCAGCACUCCUACAGCGGGCCAGUGGCGGUUGGUUGCACCAUUGUGAGAAGUCCAGCCCACUCACCUCCCAGAAUGAGGCGAGACACCGCACCCACUCUGCCCUUCAAGACCCGCAGCAGUAGCACCUCCAGGCCCCCAGAGGACCCACCUGAGGGAGGAACAGGAAGACCAGACGAGAAAAGCUGCAGUAAUGAUGGGGUGAUUGGGAGCCGACCUUCUGUGGAACAGGCCAAGUUCACCUCUCAGUCACUGCCUCGCAAAAUGGCUCCUAAGUCCUUCUCAGUGGCCUCUGAACACGUCACACCGGCAGACUUGAGCACAACACAGGAGGAGGCCAAGACAUCUGACACACCAGCUGAGGAAGAGCAUCCUCCCCCACCACCAAAACCUUCUCGUGUCCCAUCCUUCAAGGUCAAGCCAAGGAAGCCUCCCCAAGCAGCCCCUCUUGGCGAGCGCCUCUAUGCAGAGAUAGACGAAGGUGAUGAGGAUGAGAACAGAGAUAGGCCAUCUGCUGACGAUCUCAAGACCCCUACCAGUAGCAGUGAGGCGGAGAACAACGUGAAGAACACUGAAGAAGGGGUGGGAGGUUCCACACUGCGUCAUUCCAGACUCUCUGAGACCUACCAACCCUCGGGCUCUGACUCUGGCAAUGGUUCAGGGGACUCUGUGCAGACUUCAGCCAGCGAUGCUCAAAACCGAGACAGCCAGGCCUCUUUUGGGGACAGUGGCAGUGUGCAGCUGGAGGAUGACUCCAUGGUGGAUGAGCCUGUGCUGUUCAGCUUGCCAGAACUAAUCUCCUCCUCAGCCUUUGACCUUGAGAAUUUCAGCACGCUCCUUCUGAAUUCUAUAGAGAACAAGCCCUUGGACACCACAGCCCUCAAGGGAGUAAAGAACACACUGAUGGAGAGUGGCUCAAGAGUUCUGGCUGCCCACCUCACUCAGGUGGACCUGGAGCUGCUUAAUGGCAACAGUGAGAAUGACUUUGGCCUCGGGGUGACAUCUGGCAUUGAACUCAUCACUCUGCCCCACGGCUGUCAACUCAGAGCUGACCUUAUUGAGAGGACGGAAUGCUUGAAGCUCCUGGUGGCUGUCACAAUAAUGAUGGAGCACGAUCUGAAUGAGCGUGCUGAAAUAAUCUAUCGCUGGAUCCAGGUGGCCAUAGACACCAAGACAGCAAUGGGGAACCUGUACAGCUUCACAGGCAUCAUGCUGGGGCUGUGUCUCCCUGAAAUUCAGCGCCUCACCAACACCUGGCACACCGUGAGGCAAAAAUUCACCGACUCAGCUUACAAUUUCGAGUCCAAGCUGAGAUCCACCCUGAAGUCAAUGAAUGAGUGCACCAACCCUCAGGCACCCAACACCACCAUACCCCACCUGCUGCCCUUCCUGCUGCUCUGUGAGAGGGACCUCAACGACAUCUACGCAAUGCACAGACACAGCUCCUCAAUCCUGCAGUGGGAGAGCACUGCCUCAGACUAUGGCCUGCAGAUGCUCGUCUCCCACCUCCAGGAAGCCAGAAUCGUCAACCAAGACCUCAACCUCUACCGCCGGAAUGCUGAACUCAUCCUGCCAGACCCCAACACUCUCGACGAACUCACCUUGGACAUGUUCCGCACCGAGUUCCACCUCAAGUUCCUGUGGGGAAGCAAGGGUGCAGUGGCAGGCUCUGAGGAACGCCACGCCAAGUUCCAGCAGGUGGUUGGGACCCUGUCAGAGCGCUGCGAGCCAACUCCCAGUGUGGCCUGAGUGCCAUGACUUGGUUCAUGGAUGUUAGGGGCCCUUGCUUCAUUCUGUGUGAAGUGAAGAAUGUCAAAGUACACUCUCCAAAUACAUACACAAUACAUUGAGUUCCUAGUAACUCUGCUGGCUCAGUGCAGGCAUGGAAGACAGUAGUGGAGGGAACAGCAGCUCAAGGGGCCUAGUAGGGGAUUCUGAGUGGAGGAGCUCUCCAGCAACUUGACCAACGAGAUGUUCAGUAAUGUACGUGAUAUUCAUUCCACAGCACAAAGGCACAAAAUUAAUUAAUGCUCAAUCCCAGAGAUAACAUACUAAGACAUUGUUCUGCGUGUGCACUGAAAAUAAUAAAAACGCUUGUGUAUUUGUUCCAUACAUGUAUAAAUUUCAAAACUAUUUUAUAAAUAAUCAAAAGUCAUGAAUACUUGUGAUGCACAGAUUUUCUGCUGCACAUUUAAUACAUGCUUAACAGUCUUACCCUGGAAUAUAAUGCAGUACAGGUACAAUAGGACCAAGGAGUUAGCAAUGUGGAGGGAAUUCAUAGGUGAUGUGUGGUGCCUCUGCCUCACACCAACCUGGAAUGACCUUGAUCCAAAGACAUAGAAUUUUGUAGCCUUUCUUAAUCAGGCUUCUCCCAGUGAAUGCAUUUAUAUUAACAACAUAUGAUGUGGUCCGAAUCUGGUGUGUGUGUGUGUGUGUAUGCGUGUGGGUGUGUGUGCAUAAAGAACAGAGUUGCAUUAUCUACUGCAUUUCAACAUUAAUUUAUUGUCACUGGCGUAUUCAGUAAUGUUUUCCAACAGAUGGUGCUUUUGCUGCUGGCCAAGCAAUCCUCAUGAUACGACAGCACAAAGGGAAGAGAGUGUUCAGUGUUCCGUGUGUCUGAGAUUCAGCUGACUUUUUUUUUUUUUUUUUUUAAGAAUUCAGUGUUUGAAACUGAGGGAGUGAAACAAGUAAUGACUGUGUGAUAUUACUACUGUGUGUGUGUGUGUGUGUGUGUGUGUGUGUGUGUGUGUUGCAUACUUCCUACAUGAUAAGUUCUAGUCAAAAGAGUUCUAUGUGUCAAUUUGAAGAUGUAUAUAUAUGACUUUGUACUUAAUGUAAAUAAAUACAAAGAAGUAA